AAAUCCAAAAAGUGAAUUUUAAAGCCUCGCAUUGAAAAUGUCCAUGAGAGUCCGCCAGCGCUGACUACUGAACCUGAAAUGGCAGAAGUCUCGAAAAAUAUCUUCUUCCCAAACACCAUUUUCAACCUAAACCCAACACCUAUUUAAUAUUCCGAUCACCGAAUAACAUCUCCGGCUGCCGGAACCCUACCCAAUUUCCCAAUCUUCACACAGUAAUUCCCAAAACUGCCCUUCUGCGCAACUUUUCAUUUUCCCAUGGAUUUGGCAGAGAAUCAGGAGAAGGUAGAAGAGAAGAAAAAGGAGGAGAUUCGUGAGCCCACACGGUUGCGCAGAUUGUUGGGGAUUCUUUUCUUUUUGUUUGCCUUCUUUUCACUCUCAUUUUCGCUGCUUUAUUUAGCUGUUUUUCUAGGGAACCUAUCCAUUUCCAGUCCAAUUUCUCUUCCCUCUCAAUGCAAGAUUGUCUCUAGCAGUGUGGAUCUUAGGUCAUCUAAAGUCUGUGAACUGGGUUUAUUGAAUUAUAAAGCAAAGCAUGUUCUUUACCCUUCUGAAAGAAAGAAGUUUCGAUGUCGUUAUGAUUACUAUUGGGCUUCUGUAUUUAAGGUUGAAUACAUGGAUCAUUCAGGUCAGGCACGACUUGCAUUAGCAGAGGCACCUAAUGAGGCCCUUCCAUCUGAUUGUAGACCAAACUUCUCUACUGCAUGGUUGACAAAGGAUAAAUUCAAGGUAAACAAGACUUAUGAGUGUUGGUAUACAUUGGGAAUAUCUAAAGUGCACAUAUAUGAAGAUGGCUUUUUUGAUUGCCAAGCAAAAGAUCCAUCAACUAUUGAGAUGUUUAUUCGCUAUUUAAUCUUGUUCAUGAGGAUAUUAAAGUCUUGGUAUGUUAGCGGGGCUUCAGCCUGGCACUGGAGAUGGGAAGCUGUAGCUGGAGUUAUUGCUGGUUUCUGUACUUCCAUGAUAUCAAUCGUUUUUUUUGCACUCUUACAAAGGUUGAUCUCUCGCAUCUAUCAACUUUCUGUGACAAGAAGGCUUACUCUGUCUCUCAAUAAAGUCCGGUUAAAGAGAGUUUGUUUCCUGCUAGCUUACGUGUCAUUUAGUAGUUGGUUGGCCAUUCAAUAUUUCAGAAGGAUCGGCCUCCCUGAAAUUGCAGUUCACUAUAGCAUGUAGCACUCAUUUUUGUAGUAGUGCAGGAGCAGGUUGAUCGGCAGUUCAAUUGGAAAUGCAAUAUCCUUGUACCAGUAGACACAGUUUUCACAUAGUGUUUCUAUCAUAUUGUUGUAUUGUAAUUCCUUGUGUACAGAACAAACUGCAGGAAUAAAUACUUGUAAAGAGUUAUCCCCGAGCAAUAUAUUGUGCACGCUUGAAUGAAGUCAAUACUGUAGUUCUCAGGAUGACAUGCGCCUUAACUCACACAUCACGUGUUGGGCUCUUACUACUAAACCAGAGCCCUCGAACAGAAGUAUCAGCAUAUUGUCAGUUACUAUCCGUGGGAGUUUUAUGACUUUGUUGUGAUACUUGUUAAAGUAUUAGUUAUGGCUGUACUGAAUCGUCUUUUCUGUGCUAGAGCUUUGCAUCUUUUGCUUCA
Nicotiana attenuata is the source of this 1582-nucleotide messenger RNA. RefSeq lists its product as uncharacterized. The record is from RefSeq and is a predicted model, not a curated record. NCBI's taxonomy places the organism in Eukaryota, Viridiplantae, Streptophyta, Magnoliopsida, Solanales, Solanaceae. The coding region runs from base 256 to 1164 and encodes 302 amino acids. The transcript has 6 exons.